CAGAUGCUUUAGAGAGUUUCAGUGAAAGGCAACAUUCAGUAUCAGGCAUUCAUUCAUUCGCUCUUGGAUGGUUGUCUAUUGAAAUGCAAAAUGGCUGAUAUACAAUCAAUUAAAAGAAAAGAGAAAAGCACAUUGAAAACACAUAUACUAAAAAUGUAGCCUACUACUUCAAGCUGCUAAAUUGGUGUUAUACAUUAUUCUGGAUGUGAACAAACGCUGCUUGUCCGCUAGACUGUAAAACCAUGAUUCAGACCCCGUUCAUGUACUUUUCCACAGCAUAUAUGAACUAAAUCUGUCUGAGAACUGAGAGGUUUGGUUUGGAUCACUCCCCAAUGCUGGCCUCCUCUCUUAGCCCUCUAACGUACUUGCAUGUAUGCAUGGCGUUAACUUCGUGCUUGUGCAGAGUGCGGACUUAAUCAAUGCCCUUGGUUAUUUCUCUGGUUUACUGGCUGAGAGGAGAGAGGGGAGAGAUGGUCAUACUCUUAGCAUGGGGUAGAGUAGGGAUAAAGACUCCUCUGUUUUCUGUUUUAUACUUACUAAAUGUACCCAAGGAAAACGGGUCAGAAGCUACUGCCGUUCCUGGGGAGAGUACUAAAUAAGCUUGAUCAAAAUGAAGGUACUACUCAUUGCUGCAAUUCUCUUGGUUGGACUGUUGGCAAUGGGCAGCGAGGCCAUUCCAUCAAACCGCUGGUCCUGCUACAAGAAAGUCUUGAAGGACAGGGACUGUCGCAAUGUUGGCAUCUCCAACGGAGUUGCGACCAUGCGACCCAUCGAUUCCCUGCAGAACCAUUUCUGGGAGGGGAACAAAUGCGACAUGGUGUGCUACUGUAACUUCAGUGAGCUCCUCUGCUGCCCAAGGGAUGUCUUCUUUGGACCCAAAAUCUCCUUUAUAAUUCCAUGCAAAACCAUCUGAGCCAUCAGUCGUUUGAAUGGACAGUGAACACGGACGGUGCAAUCUUCUGAAUUGAAACAAGAGUAAAGAGUAAAUGGGGCCAAGGGGGAUGGGCCCAUCCAUUCCGGACUACAGAAUUACAUGCAUUUCAUUCUUCACUUGGAGACAGCUACAACAACGACAAGUUCAGAAGGCUGGAGCUAAAACAAAAGCACAAGCUUUGAAGCUGAAAAAAAAGAGGCCCAUCUUUCACAAUACUUGGGCCUACAAAUAAAAUGGAUUAUUUUCAGUCUCAAAUACAGCACCCAGUAUAUUUAGUAUCUGUGAAGACAAUUCAAUAAAUGCAGCCCGUGUCCCUCCUUUGCCAAGGCUACAGUUCAACACUUGUAUAUCUGACUUGGCAGACCCUUCAUUUGGCAUUCGCAAUGAUGUGACACCCCCAUUAUCUACACCCAAACGUAAACAGAUAGUUGUAGUACAGUAAUACCACGAGUGUGCCUUUAUAUUGAGUUGUCGCACAUCCCAAAAACAUUAUUCAAUAGUUAAUAGUAUGCCAUUCAUGAGAGACAUUCCAUUUUAUAUUCAAGGCUAUUAAAUGCCAUAAAUGUCAGCAGGAUCA
Messenger RNA from Oncorhynchus nerka (sockeye salmon), 1511 nucleotides. RefSeq names its product scrapie-responsive protein 1-like. The transcript has 3 exons. The coding region runs from base 611 to 913 and encodes 100 amino acids. NCBI's taxonomy places the organism in Eukaryota, Metazoa, Chordata, Actinopteri, Salmoniformes, Salmonidae. Gene Ontology annotation, cellular component: Golgi apparatus; neuron projection terminus. The record is from RefSeq and is a predicted model, not a curated record.